ACUUGGACAUUACAACACGGUUCGGGAACGUCACGGGAGGGCUGGCGUUAUUGGACUUUGUAACAGUAACUAUGGCAGGUCGGGACAGAGUGGUUGAGCUCCUUCGGCAGCUGCAGAGAGCUUCAUGCAGAUGCCCUGCACAUUCACAGAGUUACUCUCAAGCUCCUCAUCCUAGUGCCUGUGGUAAAACAACUGAUUAUGCAUUUGAGAUGGCCUGUUCUAAUAUCAGAUAUGGAGAAGGGGUUACCAAAGAGCUGACCAUGGAUCUUCAGAAUCUGGGUGCCAGGAAUGUCUGCCUGAUGACGGAUAAGAACUUGGUGCAGCUACCACCAGUUAAAGCAGUGCUAAACUCUUUUUCAAAACACAACAUUAACUUUAAAUUAUAUGACAAAGUUCGAGUGGAGCCCACUGAUGCAAGUUUUAAGGAGGCUAUCGACUUUGCAAAGAAGGGGCACUUCGACGCUUAUGUGGCGGUUGGUGGAGGUUCUGUGAUUGACACGUGCAAAGCUGCAAACUUGUACUCUUCCAAUCCAGAGGCGGACUUCCUCGAUUUUGUUAAUGCACCCAUAGGCAAAGGGAAACCUGUAACAACUGCUCUCAAGCCACUCAUUGCAGUGCCAACGACAUCAGGUACAGGAAGUGAAACAACAGGAGUUGCUGUAUUUGACUUUAAGCAUUUAAAAGCUAAAACUGGAAUUGCAAGCAGGGCACUCAAACCAACCCUGGGAAUGGUGGACCCUUUACAUACACUGCAUAUGCCCCAGAGAGUUGCUGCUAACAGCGGAUUUGAUGUGCUAUGCCAUGCUCUGGAAUCCUAUACAGCUCUGCCAUACAAUAUGCGAAGCCCUUGUCCUACUAAUCCUAUAAAUAGGCCUGCUUACCAAGGGAGCAACCCCAUUAGUGAUGUCUGGUCCAAGCAUGCUCUCCACAUUUUAGCUAAAUAUUUAAAAAGAGCUGUAAAGGAUCCUGGUGACCUGGAAGCAAGAUCAAGCAUGCACUUAGCCAGUGUGUUUGCAGGAAUAGGAUUUGGAAACGCUGGAGUUCACCUCUGCCAUGGAAUGUCUUACCCCAUUGCAGGCCUUGUUAAAACCUAUCAUGCCAAGGACUAUGUUGUGGAUCAUCCUUUAGUGCCUCAUGGUUUAUCAGUGGUCUUGACAUCCCCAGCAGUGUUCACCUUCACUGGGCCCAUGUGCCCUGAAAGGCACCUUGAAGCAGCUGCUAUUCUUGGAGCCAACAUCCGUAACAGGAAGCGAGAGGACGCUGGGCUGAUUUUGGCAGACACACUGAGGAAGUUUUUGUUUGAAUUGGAUGUUGAUGAUGGCUUGGGAGCUGUUGGUUACACCAAAGAUGAUAUUCCAGCAUUAGUCAAGGGAACCAUACCCCAGGAAAGAGUGACUAAACUGGCACCAAGACCUCACACAGAAGAAGACCUCACAAAUUUAUUUGAAGCAUCCAUGAAAAUUUAUUAAUUGAAAUAUAGGAAUCAUGGCGUACUAAUUACAUCAUUAAGCACAGUAUACUUAUUCAAUUUUCUGCAGUACAGAAUCACAGGGCAGGAGCCAAUUUCGGCAGCACUGGGCACAAGACAGGAAGUAAGCAGUCCAUGGCAGGGCACACUCCUGCACACAAGUACACACUCAAGUGAAUCUAACCUGCACAUCUUCAGAAGGUGAGGUCAUGUGGGCACAAGAAGAACAUGUAAACACCACACCAAGCACUCUGGAGAUGUGAGACAAGACAAAUGUGCCACCUUGCUAAUUUUCACUAACACUAAAACAGCACAGUGGACUAAGAAAACCAUCAAUUUAUGUGGUGAAGAUGAGAAUCUGAUUGUACAUGAGAGCGUAAAACUAGACAUCAUGCAAAUAUCAAUUUAGAACAUUUUGAUUUUCUUUUUUCUGCACAUUUGGCUUCUGUAACAUAACAAAUAAUGAAUAUUAAAUGCAAAGUCGUCAGUAUUAAAUUAAGACUUUUAAGUGUGUUAAUGGAAAAACUGUACAUGGUAAUUUAACAGUGGAGAUUUUGCUGUGUAGAAAGUGAAAGAAAAGCGAGUUUGUUCAGAACUAGGUGGAGUUUCUUUAAAAUACUGAUGCAAUCACCACUUAUGUUCCAGUUGGUUUAAUUUACUAUGAAUUACUUGGGUCUGCCUGGCAAAUUGUUUCCCUUACUGCUUCACAAUUCAAAGUUAAACAUGUGAAAGCUUGUUAUGUGUACACCUGACUCUUUUCUGUUACUGUCUGUUGCUCUUUAGAACAUCCCAACAAAACUAAGGGACAGCACAGUGGCACAGCAGUUAGCGUGUCUGCCUCCCAGCUCCAAGGACUUCACUUCAAUUCCCAUUUUACUCUCUGUCAGUAAGGAGUUUGUACCUUCUCCUUGGGUCUGAGGGGAUUUUCCUUGGAUAUGCUGGCAUCCCUGCACUCCCAGAAUUCUGCAGAUUAGCCAAACUGUUCAUUGGACAUCCUAGCCUUUAUGUCCCUCGUUAUUUGUGCAUUUUAUUGUCUUUGUUCAUUGGACACUGCAGCCCUAUUGUUUUAUAUAGAUAGAUAAUAAGGUGUGGAGUGUUGUACAUUUUUAAAAUUCAUUGAUUUACUAAUGGAAUGUUGGGGACUGUAAGUAUUUACACCAACAGUAAAAGAAAAAUGACAGAAAGGGCAAAAUAAAUUAUAAAUUAAUUUUGGGAAUUUUGGGUCUUAGGUGGGAAAACGUAUGUGUCUGAUUUCAUAAAUAUGUGCCAGGUAAUAGUGGCUUCCCAUUUAACCACUAGCUAGUGCCUUACAUCAAUUGAUAUUCACCUGUUUAUUUGGAAUGCACAUAUUUCUAUGCAUGAAUCCACAUAAAGUUUUAUCAAUGAGGCCUCAGGAGACAAAACAGAAACAGGUUGUGAUCUCAAGAUCAAACAUGCUAGUUAGUCCCCUUUAGGUACUGAGUAUUAGGCCAGUUAGAUAGCUGUUUAAUCUAUCUAUCUAUCUAUCUAUCUAUCUAUCUAUCUAUCUAUCUAUCUAUCUAUCUAUCUAUCUAUCUAUCUAUCGAAAGCAUAUUUAUCCUGUUUCAUUUCUCUCUAAGUUUGGUCAUAGAGUCGCAUUGUGUCCAGAACGUUACGCACGGUCAGAGAACUCGAUGCCAAGCUCCUAUUUGCAAACGUACCUAACAGUCCAUGCUAGCAGAGUGACUUAUGUCCUAUCUGGCUAUUAUAAUUAACACUCAGUUUUACAGAUAUAGCAAAGAAAGUUCUAUUUCAUGUUAACUUGCAGGGGCUAAAAGACUAUACCAUAAUCUAAAGAGCUAUGUGAAACUGAUAUUCUAAUGAAAUGAAGCAAACACUUAAAUGAAUUUAACAUUAACUUUCUAAGAUUGGCUCUUACAUCUAGCAAACAACAACUCCCACAAACACUCGCAAGAAUUGCAAAUGUGUUUCAUCUAUCAUUGCAAUCUAUUUAAAAUAUAUAUGAUUUAAAUUUAAAAUGUGAGUAGAUAUACAUUUAAUUUUAAAUCACAGAAUAAUAAGUAAUGCAAGCAUAAAUCAUUCUGUUUUCCAUUUUACUCGCUUCUCAGUCUGCCAUAUUUUCGGUAUGUAAAUCAGAACCUUCACAUUUCUGUGCUCUUUUGAAAGACGCUGUUUCAUUGAGCCCAAAGAGAGAGCGUAAAAAGUCUUUUAAACAUAAUGAGACCCCCAUCUGUUUCAACAUCCCACCAGAGGAUUCCAAACCCUCUAAUGCAUCAACUUCUCGAGGCUGAUCCUUACCCUGUGACAUAAUUAAUUGGAAAUCACUUUGGCAUUUUUGGAAGAAAGAACGCGCUAAAUGCAAAUGGACCAGACACACACACAAAACAAAUUGCAUGCUGGCAGGAGGAAUGACCUCUGAGUUUUGGGGGCCUUCUUCAGAGUGCCUCCUCCAUUGUAACGAGCAGAAAGUCAGAUUUCUGUUUGUGAAGGCUUUUUAUCCUUAUGGCUUUGCACUCUGCAAGAGUUUUACUUUUGUUUUAUGUGAAGAGUUCCUUAUUCUGAUUCUGAUCUAGCUAAUCCAGUUCAGGAUUACUUGGGCCUAAUUAUUUAACAGCUAUCACAAUUAAUAAGGGUUUGUUUUUUCAAUUCUCCCAACAUCUUGUCACUUUUGUUAGUUUCUUAGGCAGUCCAGUCUACAGCACUGUAGGCAGUCGGUUCCAAGAAGAACAUUAAUGCUCUGUUGAUAAUUCUGCAAUCUAUUUAUUCAGGGAGGAGUAGCAGACAGUCUCACUGAAGUCAGGUUUUCAUGAUCUGAUCCUUAAGCCUCUUGGUUUGUAAUCCGGCUUCUCAGCCUUUGGGUUGUCUUCAUGCGAGACACCAGGCUUGUCUAAGUGUUAUCUUAGACAAAAUCUACAAAAAAAAUGUCACCAUAACCUACUUGUUUUGUAACAGGCAGUUGUUGUUCACGAUGAGCAGCUUUCAUCCCACUAAUCUGGUACACGUGUCACAGGUUCAUUCUAUCUGCUUUCUGCCCUGAAUUAACAAAUAACCGAUAAUAAACCACAUGGAACUGUUAGUGUGACAAGAGGUGCACUGCAACGUGCAGGACAAAGGCCACAUAAAUGGUCUGAAUGCCUCAGAAUUCAAAUGCACGAUUGACAUUUGCGUGUUUGAGGAGUAGGCUGCAUUUCUGUCUGGUGAUUUCACUGUCCUGGAUGUAUAACCCAUAAUGCCAGCCUGUGUGGAGUCUGCAUGUUCUCCUCAUAUCUGUGUAGGGUUGUUUCCUCCCAAAUCCCAAAGAUGUGCAGUAAGUGUUUUAUUCAUUUACUAAACUGACUCCACGUGGCUGCGUGGGUCAGUGAGCCCCUGGGAUGGACUGAGGCCUUAGCCAGGGCUGGUUAUGCAUUGGCCUUAAUGCUGCCAGGAGAGACUCCUGCGCCCCACAACCCUGAAUUGGAUCGAGUGGGUUUAAUAAUGUCAUGUCACAUCUGGGGAGCUGGAUUCUGUCUGUUCACUACUGAUCAGUGGAGCUUGUUAAAGAUACAAAUAUCAACAUAUUACUCUUGGAGUAAAACUUAAGCAAUACUUAAACUACUGUAGUAAACCCCAAAUAUGUAUUCUGUUAAAGUUGCAUCCCACUUAGAGACAGGCAAGAUUCAAUUCAAGAUGAGAUGACUGAAAGGGGGUUACUCAGCUACUAUUGUCAUGUAAUAUCAUUUAGAGCAAACACUCUCCUCACUGUGCCCAAAGGGCAGACCCCCCCCCACCCCCAAAUCAGAAGAUUGAAACUCAUAAAUCAGUUAUGGAAAUUAACAGAUGGAUCCAUGGACUUAAAAACAUAUAGAGAGUGACAGCAAUUUCUGGGUCAGCCAUAGCUUGUCUGUAUUCUGUUGGUUGUUGCAUAGCCUGGUUACAACCUCCAUUUACAUUAAAGGAAUACUUCACUCAAAAAUUACAGUUUUUAUAUGUUACUUAACCAGUGUGUUUUGUAGUCCUGACAGAGAAAAAAAUGUAAUCCCAAAUUUUCUUGGAGAUUGAAGAUGAAAAAGUUUCUAUACAACCCAGUGGUGACAAACGAUAUGAAAAACGUCCAUGGGGACUCACGUUACUCAUGUCAGAUAAUCUACAUGUCAUUUAGUAGUCAUUUGCUUACAAAAUGCAAAAUAAGUGCAUUACUAUCUCAAUGUCUCUGAAUGUAAAUGUCUUUGUAAAAAUCAGCACAUUUAUAAAGGGGAAAUGUAAAUCACAUUUGAAUAAUUCUGUAUUCGAGUAAAACUCAAAACUUGUAACUCCCGACUUGGAAAACUGAAAAAAAAUUAACUUGGAAUUCCUACUCGCAAACUCGGGCCUGGUCUCUUAAACGUCCGAUUAUGAUGUCAAGCCAAAAUUGCAACAUAUACCGCAAACAGUUAAUUACAAUAAUGCUUUAUACAUUUAUUAAUUGGGAGAGUUUACUUCAAGUGAAUCACCUCAAUCUGUAAUACAUAAUAUUGGGAAGGUAAACGUGUUUUCACUAGCAGAACGAACAGUAACAGACUAACCGAUGUUAGUUUCAUACACAUUACUGUUCGUACACUGCAUUCAGUUUUUGCUUUGUGCACUUUUAUAAUUGCAGCUUCCAAGCAGAAAUAGUACUUGUUAUUGUGGUCAAAAGCAUUAAAAUAUUUUUAAAACAUGACAACAUACUUUUUGCACCUUUCUUGCUCAUCAGUUUCUUCUUUGAUCCGGACUAAUAACUGUUAGUGUUUGUUGCUAAAACGGCAGCUUUCUGGUGAGCAUCCACGUUUACUUUACCACUUGCAUAGUGAGAACACGGCAGCUGUAGAAGGGUAUUGUAGCAGCCCGGAAACAUAAAGGGCCGAUUUGGGCCGGCAGGAUAAAUGUCAAUCAAAUUCGACUUCAGCGAAUCAUGUUGCUAGGGCAGGACUUCAGCGAAUCAUGCUGUUGCCAGUACACAUCAUUUGAAAGGUUCAUUUGUCCAAUUUUCAACAAUUUGUGUUUGUCUAUCAAAUUUAACUUCAACUAAUGUCUUUGUGGAUCUCUGUUUGCGGUCCCACCUGUUUUACAGUUUUGUGUACUACUUGUCUGACUUCUCAGCUCUGGUGUUUGACGAACGCUGCACGAGGUUCUGAACUGACAAUCCGCCUCAUUCAUUGGACAAACAAAAAUAAAAUCUGACUCAACGCCUCACUCAUUGGUCCAAAUAUUAGCCAAUCCCCGUCUUUCAUUGGACAAAAGCCCUGUCUUCAUUUGAAAAGCUCAGUCCAAUUGUGAACUGCAUUUCCCGUUUAUAAAGCACGCUAAUUUUUCCAAAAGCCUUUAAAUCCUUAUGCAUUUAUUUAUCAAUAUCUGAACAGAAAAUGCGUGUGUUUUGCACGUUAUGAAGAAAUGAGCUGACAAUUAGUGCAGGGAGCGUGGCAUAGUGGUUUAGACUUUAAAUGUUUGGGAUGUAGGGGUCUAAUCCUGCUACUGACGCUGUGCGACUCUGAACAAGUCACCUCACUUGCCUGUGCAAUUAGAAAGAGAAAUGUAACUAACUGUACCUCAAAUGUUGGAAGUCGUCUUGUAUAAAUGUGUCAGCCAUAUUAUAACUGACAUGCGGAUUAUGCUCCAGGAAAUGUUUUGUUUUUUCCCUCAUGGAUGUUUUCCACGUAAUUUGCUGUUGUACAGCAUUGGUCACCAUUAUCUUCAAUUAUAUCAUUAAAUGUUAUUCUUCAUUCUCCAUGAAAAUCUGAGGUUAAAAAUGUUUUACGGCUAUCACUACAACACAGAUGAGGUAAGUAACAUAUUUAUAUCAUUUAUGGAUGGAGUAUUCCUUUAAUUUCCCAUUUAUUGUUUUCAUUUGAUAUUUUACUACUAAAAACAAGUAUGAAUAAGCAUUUAAAUGUACUGGCUACAUACAAAAAAAAAUUUCUCAUAUUAAAAUGGUAUCUUGGUAACUUUUAGGUAGCAUGACCUUCUCCGUAUUCUGGGAUUUAAGUUCUUCUUAUCAUGUGUACUCUUUAUAACAAGCUGGCCCAGUCAAGAUACAAAAGACCGCAGAUAACCACUGAGGCCACAUUAUUAGGCACGACUGUUCUUCCCACAUGACUGGUCAGUCAGCGACACCCUCCGUGCUGUUUAACACACACAUGCAGGUGCCUGUGGGUCAUGGUGGGCGCAUUUCAUUUUGACAAUGGCCAGGAGUGAAGCUUUAAUUAUCUCUGACUGCACCACUGACAGGGAGAUGUCAAAUAAUAUUGAGGGGGCAGCUCCAUGAACCUGGGUUCAAUCAAACAAAAUUUAUCUUGGUUGAAAAAAACAAGAAUAUGUUUGCCUUUAGAGUGUCAUUUUUUUAUAGAAUAAAAUUUUAAAAAAAUAUUUAAAUAUUAGAUGCUUCGACAUGCAAAUCAUUAACUGAUUAACAGAAAGACAUAAUUAGUGAAUGAGGUAAAUGAAAACUAGUUUUACAUUAAGUGGCAGAAACGCUUGCCCUGCUGUCUCAGAGCUCCAGAGUCCAUCCUGGUCUCUGUUGUUGUCCAUCCGUCGUGCACCAUAUGGUUCAGAAGACCCUGCAUGAGUUGGUGUGAAUUUUUGAAGGACUGUCUUACCCUCUAUAGUUGCUUCUUGAAUUGCUUCCAGUAUCACAUGGACUGUUUUUACAGACUUGCAAACCCCACAAUAUCACAAUAACUAGGUUUGAAUAUGAAUAGAAGAAUUAAUGGGGUCUAUGAGAAAAAUGUAAAUUGACGCAGUGGUCUUUGCUGCUAACAAAAAAAAAAACAACUACAGUAUAGAGUUCAGGUCCCAAUCCAUUCGCUCUUAUGAAGUAUGAACCUUUUCCUCAAGCCUGCACUAUGGGUGCUGUGCUAUUCCUCCCAUAUCUUAGAGACAUGAGCUCAUUUACAACUCUACACCUGAGUGGGGGUCCUGCAGUGCUUCAGGGCCGUGUCAGGAUUCAUGCCCAUCUUGCAGCCACUGGUAUAGACUUUGGGAUCAGUCACCCCUUAAGACCUAGAAUUGAUUUAAAUAGGAUAACAAUCUAAUCUUAUGAAUGACUGUGAUGGACGUCCUCUUCAGUCCUUGUUCCUUCCUUGUACUCAUUUGUGUUAGGGUGGGCAUUAACAUCAAUGUAAUGGAAUAAAACGUGUGCAUGUAUAUUUAGAGAAAGAUCUCCAUUUAACUAAUAAUGUGACUUGUAAAACCAGUUGAUUGCACUGAUGGUGUGUCAUAUUAUAGGGGCUGGAUACUUGUUUUGUAUUAUACGUUUAUAACUAAUUUAGACCACUUUGCAGAGCUCUGUUUUCACUUUGGCAUUAAAGUCUUUUUUUGUUGAUCAGUGUGAAAAAAGUUAACUAUGAUUCGAUGUUGUAUAACAAGAAAAUAGGAAAACUUUCAUAGGAGCGAAUACUUUUUACAGACGCUGUUUUCUGAAGUGCAUGUCAAUCCCUAAAGUGAACGUCACACCACCACAUGUUGUGCCAAGUAUGGGGCAGACCCUGUAAAGGAGCAGGUGGCCCUUUUCACACUUCAUUAAUUAACUGCAUGCAGAGGUGUAAUCUGCUGAUUGCACACGAGGGCCUGUCACUUUUCAAUUGUACAGGAAAAGCAGGCAUUGACUGUAUGAAGAAAAGCACUGGCACACAAUGAAGGCUCCAGCGUCACACUGAUCAGACUCUGCAGAGCCAUGUGCUCUGAACGUGAUAUUUUCCUAAGAUGACCUACAAGCCCCUCAGGUUUGGCGUUUGACACUAUUUCUCACACGGUGUUACUGGAACAGCUGUCUUCAUUGGGUAUAACUGGUGCUGUUCGUUCAUGAUUUUUGUCUUAUUUAACUAAUACAUGCAAUGCAGUUAUUGAAGUGAAUAACUGAAUCUCUCACAAUUUACCUGUUACCCAUGGAGUGCCACAGGGUCCAGUCCCUUGCCCCUUGCCUUAAUCACUUACCUCCUCCCCCUUGUCCUAUUAUGCACCAUCACAGUAUUCGGUUUCUUUGUUAAGCUGAUGACAUCCAGUUUUAAAAUUCUACCACACCGUCUCAGGUCUGUUCUCUCUCCUCUUUGGUUAGCUGCCAUCAUUGUAUUAAAGUUGGAUGGUGUGCCAUCUGCUCAAGGUUAAUAGCAGCAAGUCUCAAUUUCUCCUUGUGGACUCUGAAGCUGCCCUUCCAAAAUAUGGAACUGUUAACAUCUGCAUCGAUAGUACCUCAUUUAGAGCAAACAGGGGUUCUUAACCUGAGGUCUGUGGACCUCUAGGGAGUCCAUGGCUGGGUUUCAGGGGGCCCAUGAGGGUCAGAUAAAAAUGAACAUUUACUGUAUAUUCACUAUACAGCCCAGUAUAGAGCUAUACAGCUACUACAUGCCUUUGUGAAUCAGGGUUUUCAGCACUUGUUUCUCUCAAAACGAAAAGUCGAAAUAGACUGGAUGUCAAAGAUGAUAUGCAUGUCACCUUGUUGAAGACCACUCCACAUUUUCAUAUUCUUAUUCAUGGCCAUCAAGAACAACCUUCUCAUUGAAAUAAAGUAGAUAAUGAAAGAGUAGAUGUAGUAGUAAUGGUGGUAGAAAACGUAAUAUUAGUAGAUCUGUUUUAAUUUGCACGAGAGGAUUGUAUUUCAUAAUUAUAAUGAGUGACUAUUACCUUUUGCAUUAAAAAAGAGUGUUCUUUUAGAUUGUUUACUAAGUUUAAUAAUACGUUGUGUAUGUCAUAUAUGUAUGAAACAAUCAAAUCUCGACAAAAUACAUUAUAUUGAUUGCAUGCAAAGUUGUGUUUAUGUGAAUAUUUUUGGGGGAGGGAGUCCAUAGGUUUCAUCAGAUUCUUAAAGGGGUCUGUGACUCACUGCUUUAAGCCCUCAAGUCAAGAGCCUUGGUGUUGCUUUAGACAGCAUUCUGUCUUUUCAGUCUCACGUUAAUGCUACGGCCUUUUAUAA
Polypterus senegalus (gray bichir) is the source of this 10349-nucleotide messenger RNA. It is a transcript of the gene adhfe1, whose product is annotated as alcohol dehydrogenase iron containing 1. Gene Ontology annotation, cellular component: mitochondrion. Lineage: Eukaryota; Metazoa; Chordata; Cladistia; Polypteriformes; Polypteridae. Gene Ontology annotation, molecular function: alcohol dehydrogenase (NAD+) activity; metal ion binding. The coding region runs from base 72 to 1469 and encodes 465 amino acids. The record is from RefSeq and is a predicted model, not a curated record. The transcript is spliced from 15 exons.